AUGUUUGGGCCACGACUCAUGGCGAAACACGAGCAGCCGCCGAAGAUGGAUACCUUCUCUCCAGCUCAUCAGCCAGACGAGGGUUAUUCGGAAGACCCGUUAAACCCUACCGUUCACUCGAGUUUGGCUGUCGCUUUGGCAGCUUUACAGUCACCUGCUGAUCUGCCGUCAUGGCUCGCAACCUACGCAUCUUUGCUGCCAGUAUCGGUCAAAAAGGAACUUACACUCGUACUCCUCAACGACUUGCCCACUUCUGCCAUUGCUGAGAUUGUUCAACGCCUGAAUCCACGACUUUACAUCGACUUUGUCCAGUAUCUCCCAGUCGAAAUCUGCCUUAAAAUACUGGGUUAUCUGGAUCCUGUUUCCCUAGUCCAAGUCGCUCGGACCUGCCGAGCGUGGUGUGAACUUGCGCUGGAUCGAAAAUUAUGGGAGAGGUUGUACUACCUUGAAGGGUGGAAAGCCGUUCCCAGCGAAAUCGAAUCGUCGGAAAGCAAAAUCAACGCAGGCCUCAACGUUUCCAUCGGCCAUCCCCAUCGAAUACAGAAUGCCGAUGGCCAGACCAAUAAGAUUCGGGCCAUCAGCAAUGAUGACUUUGAUCCGUGCCACGGCGGGCAAGACCAUGUCGGCCUAGGUGGCAGAAGCAUCUUUGGAACGCCCGCCUCGUCCUUCUCCCCAACACGACCUCUCAUGUCUCUCAAUGGAGGCCAUGCUGCCGUGGACGCCGACGCCGACUUUGCGCCAAGUCCUGCGUUGUUCAAAGGCAAAGGCGUCGACAGAAGCUCUUACCCUUCAAAUGUGAUACGUGUCAAGCGUAAGGAGCCAGGCGGGACUCCAGAGCCGUCUCUCCCUCCCGUGUUACCAACAGACAACCCUAGAAUCAUGACGCGAUCGACGUUGUGGGCUUGGGAUGCCAACAGCUCUCGAUAUCGCAUGAACUGGAAGUAUCUGUACAGCAUGCGGCGACGACUCGAGUCCAAUUGGGAGCUCGGAAAAUUCACCACGUUUCAACUGCCCCACCCUCACUAUCCCGAGGAAGGACAUCAGGAAUGCGUUUACACUUUGCAGUUCGACGCUGAUUACCUAGUGAGCGGCAGCAGGGACCAGACAAUGCGCAUCUGGAACAUCCAUACGCGGAGGUUGGCCCGCCCGCCCCUCAUCGGACACUGUGGAUCAGUUCUCUGUCUUCAAUUCGAUGCGAGUCCUGAAGAGGACAUUCUCGUCUCAGGUAGCAGCGACUCAAACGUUUUCAUCUGGAAGUUCUCGACCGGCGAAUUGGUCCAACAAAUUACCAAGGCGCACCGUGAGUCGGUUCUCAAUGUCCGUUUUGACGCAAGGAUCCUUGUCACCUCGUCCAAGGACAAGACCAUCAAGAUCUUCAAUCGACGGCCGCUCCGGUUUGGGGAGCUGGGAUAUACGACGAGCGACUUGGCCUUCAAUCCCGCGGGCCAACCUGUCAAAUCCUACGGAUACGAACCCGAUCUCGCGCAGGAGCUGCCUCUUAAGGAGCCUUAUACUAUAAUUGGACGCCUGGAGGGACACAGUGCCGCCGUAAACGCCAUUCAAGUCAUGGGCCGUACAAUCGUUUCCGUGUCGGGAGACAGAAAUAUCAAGGUCUGGGAUUGGCCGGACCAGCUGUGUCUGCAGACCAUCCCUGCCCACGACAAGGGCAUUGCCUGUGUCGAGUUUGACGGGAGACGCAUCGUCAGUGGCAGCAGCGAUUAUGAAGUAUGCAUUUUCGACGCCCUGACCGGCUUGAAGGUUGCUCAGCUGCGCGGACAUGCCCACUUGGUGAGAACUGUGCAGGCAGGGUUCGGCGACCUGCCGUAUAGCAGGUUUGAGGAUGAGGCGGUGGCAAAGACUGUGGAUUCAGACUACUUCAAGGCUGUCGAGGCCGGAAAUAUUCUCCAAGGCGCCGAAAGAAGAAAUCGGCGUGCCAGGAGGGCUAACGCUGGAAGUUCCAGGCCAUCUGAUGUGCAAGCGUUUGGGGCCAAGGUGCCUCCGGGCGGCGGUGGCGGACGCAAGUACGGGCGGAUAGUCUCCGGUUCAUAUGACCAGAGCAUCAUUAUUUGGAGACGAGACAAGGAAGGUGUCUGGAAGCCUGUCCACCAUCUUCGCCAGGAGGAAGCUGCCGCAGCGGCGCAAAGAGACAUGGCCUCGAGAACGCUUCAGCCCACGCCCCAACCCCUCGUGGCUCAGCCCGAGGCCAACAUCACGCUGCACCCAUCCGUACUGCCUUCCACCGCUGGCUCCUCGUCGUCAUUGCCCAGAAGUAGAAGCCAGGCCUCGACCGGCUUUGCUCAGGUUAUGCGGGAUCCCUACAACGGACCCCAGGGAUCUAACGGAAUGUACAUGCACUUGAUCGAUCAAAUCAUCCCGCUAGGCCCGGAAGCACUGGAACAGGCCCUGGCAAGCUGUCCUGCCCUGCUCGGCCAUCACAACUACAUGCAAACUGUCAUUGAUCGAGAAGAAUCCUCCCUCGUACGCGCCCAGCUCAGAAGAGUGAUAGCCGCAUCACUGGCAUCCGUUCAAACCGGGGCGCAGGUGUCAAGAACACACCCGUCCAGUAUCUCGGCUGUGGCAAGCUCAUCCGAGGCUGGUCCCUCUGUUGUCACGCCUGGUCCCCGGCCUGGAUCAAGGCCCGCGGACAGCGAGCCAGCGAGCGUGGCGUUGGGAGAUGGCUCUAGACCAGGAGCUUCGUCAGCUGCUGCUGAACCUACGACAGGGUCAGCGCCGUCUCUGGUGCCGGCAGCCGCGAUGCCGACAGCCCCGAUCCCUAUUCCACCACCCCUACCAACCCCGGUUCCUGCAGCCGCUCAGCCAACUCAACCACUACCGCCUGCACAUCAUCACCCGCACAUAGCGGCGGCUGAAAAUGCCCCGGCGAGGGUUUUCAAGCUCCAGUUCGACGCUCACAAGAUCGUAUGCUGUAGUCAAGCACCUGUCAUUGUGGGCUGGGACUUUUGCAACGGAGAUGCAGAACUCGAGGAAACAGCACGACUCUUUGGCACAGUGGAUUAA
This is a messenger RNA of Ustilaginoidea virens, 3018 nucleotides long. RefSeq lists its product as uncharacterized. The transcript is spliced from 2 exons. Lineage: Eukaryota; Fungi; Ascomycota; Sordariomycetes; Hypocreales; Clavicipitaceae. The record is from RefSeq and is a predicted model, not a curated record. Bases 1 to 3018 code for a protein of 1005 amino acids. Gene Ontology annotation, molecular function: protein binding.